This is a messenger RNA of Trichoplusia ni (cabbage looper), 6140 nucleotides long. Its product is annotated as zinc finger protein 91-like. Gene Ontology annotation, biological process: regulation of DNA-templated transcription. Gene Ontology annotation, molecular function: RNA polymerase II cis-regulatory region sequence-specific DNA binding; DNA-binding transcription factor activity, RNA polymerase II-specific. Lineage: Eukaryota; Metazoa; Arthropoda; Insecta; Lepidoptera; Noctuidae. The coding region runs from base 702 to 4256 and encodes 1184 amino acids. The transcript has 4 exons. The record is from RefSeq and is a predicted model, not a curated record.
UAGCCUUCUCGAAACUCGGUUUGCUCCAGCGGUUGAAAUUCGUCGAGUCUUCCAACUUGUAAACAUAGCUCAGGAGUGGAAUGAGCCUGUAGUUCUAUAGAAGCGUUUCAACCUUUCUUGAAAAACAAAAACCCUCAACUCCCACUCCAUGCCUCCGGUGUAGAACCUUGAGGAACCGGUGUAGAAUGAAAUGGAAGUUGGAAUUAGUUAUUUUUUACCUCUCACAAUAAUUUAUUUUCUGGGAAAAGUAUUGUUAAAAAAAAAAAUGAAUUAUUGCACGAAAACAACCUCGACAACCUGUCACUCGACAUUUCAAUUCAAGUUCAACUUUCAACUUUUCAACCUGUGAUGUCAACUUUAAAGUUUAAAAAUAACAUCGAAAUCGAUGUAUUUUUUUUGUGCUCUAUACUAUUGGUAUAUUCGGAGAAAAAAUCUUAAUAAUUUAGUUCCAGUACUUGAAGGCUCAUGAAAAUGUCAAUUAAUAGGAAGUAUUAGGAAGUGUGCAGUGCCAGUGUGUGGAAGUACGUCAUUUAAAUAUCCUGACAAAUUAUUUAGAUUUUCAGUCGUCUAUCAUGAAGAUAAGGUGACACCAGGUUGCCCUGAAUUAACCAACAAAUUAGUUCAAGUCAUUUCAACAAGUAAGGUUAGAAGCAAAGCUGCCUGCCUGCCGCUAAAUUAAAAGAUAAAAAUAAACUGUAAACAUGUCUGACGAAAUUGACAUAGAAGAGCAUGAUCUGAUGGAUAAUCCAACCAUAAAACAGAUUUUUCCUGAUUUGUCUGUUAUAAAACAGGAACUCAAUGAAUACUUUUUUGAAGAUAUUGUACAGGAUGUUAAACUUGAACAAGCAACUGCUGUGACUGAAUGUUUGAGUUCUUCAAAACUUUCUUACAAAUGUGAAGAGAUUGAAAAAUGCAAUGAGGAAAUUAUUGAUAAUAAGUCAAAUAUUAUAAAAGAUACAGAGCCUCUAAAAGACUCAAAAAAAUUACAUAGAAAUGUUAUAAUACUAGGGUCAAAGCCUAAUAAGGAUUGUGAAGCAAACAAAAGAAAACAUCAAAAAGCAGAGCCUCAGUUGAAACUAGAAAGAGUUGACUCUUUUUUGAAACAGAGCAGAAGGUACUGUCAUCGAUGCUUUAUUCUGUUCCCAAAAGUCAAUAUUUACAGUCUCCAUAAUAUUAAUACACAUAAUAAGAGAAGAAAGGUUUAUAAAUUACAUGCAAAACACAAGUGUACUAAAUGCAAUGAGAUAUUAUCUUCUAGAUCCAACUUAAUGAGGCAUAAAAGAAAUGUGCAUAAUAAUAUUCAAAAUAAUCAUACUUCAAAACCAAAAACCACAACUACAGAAGCUGAAAUUCAAUCAAAUAAAGGAAACCAAUGUUUCCAUUGUCAAAAAUUGUUUCCAACCCCAAAUUCAUUAAUUGAACAUCUGUAUGAAGUUUUAGCACCAAAAAACACAGAAACUCCCAAGGGGAGUUUAGAAGAUAAGGAGGAACAUGCCAAUUUAUGUAAUAUUGAGCUAACAAGCAAAAUCAAUAAGCUUGUUUCAAAUUCAGUAGAAAAAGAUAUUGAUAAUCAAUUAAAAAAAAACAAAACUGUCACACACCAACCUCUUACUGAUGGGAUAAAGCAUGAAAAUGAAAAAUCAAAACUUUCAGUUAAGUGUGACAAAUGUAUGGAAUCUUUUUUUUCCAGAAACGAAUUACGAUAUCAUAAAAUGAAAAACCACAAGAAAACAAAAAAGAAAAUAGCUAUCAAAAUCAAAAGGGUACAAAAAACAAAUUCAAAUAGUACAAACAAAUCGGGAAAUUUGUUGUACAGUUGCCAAUUUUGUUCAAAAUAUAAUUUUAGCAUGAAAUUUUAUUCUCUUCAUAUUUUAUCAGACCAUAAGGCUCAAGUCGAACCCAGAACAGCAAAAAUGGUACGAUUUAAACCACAAUGCAUUUACUGUCCAUCAAAAAUGUCAAAUAUGAAGUCUUAUAAUACUCAUUUAUGUAAGUAUCACAUAAACAAAGUAAAAAGGCGCAUUAAUACUUCAGACAACCAAGAAAACUCUGAACGAAAAAGUGGACUGAGAUCUGUGUUGUUCCAGUGUUUGGAAUGUAACACAUAUUUUUUGUCAGCUCUGGAAGCAAUGAGCCAUUCCAUGCACUCACAAUCAUUAAAUGAUUGGCAGUGUGAAGACUGUGACAACAAGUUCAAAAAUGAAGAUAUGGCAGUGCAUAAGGAGCAACAUGCACAUUAUAAUACUUUUAUAGAAUAUUCUUUGCCUAAGACUGCCUUGAAACUGGUUUUAUAUAAGUGUUUCAAUUGCACUGUGCAUUACAGUGAACAUACUUUUCUGCCACAUAAAGGAAACUGUGAUUCCAAUACACCAAAUUCAAUGUAUUGUCAUUAUUGCGACAUACUCGUUAACAAAGGUGACAUGGGAUUUCACACAAGACAACAUGAAGAUAGUAAUGUUAAAAGUUCUGCCUUUUCUAUUAUUGAAACAGAAUUGUUAGAUACCGAAGGUUUAAGAUUAAGUACAGAAAGAAAUAAUAUUAAUAAAGACUUGCAUAUGAAAAUCUGUAACACCCAGAAGUGCGAGAUAUGUUCAAUUGGGUUUGCGGAUAAUGCAAACUCAUUACAUAAUAUGGAUUUCCAUAAAAAAUCGAUUGAAAAUAAUACUGUUGAAACGACUGAUCCCAAGUUUACUGACAUAGAUAAAAAUUACCUCAACUACCUUUACAAAUGUAAAAGUUGUCAAAUAUCGGUAACCACAUAUGAUGACGUAAUAAACCAUUGUCAAGAUCAUUAUGAUUUUACACAAACCCAUCUAACUAUUAAUAAAUGUGAGCAGUGUGGACUUGUGUACAUAGGCAAAGAUAGUUGUUGUCCUACAAAUUACAAUGUAAAUGGAAAAAGGGUCAAAGUAAAUAUAAAGAAUUUUACAGUAAUAGAAUUUGACCCUUUUUAUAUGCGUUUCGAUAACGUUUUCUGGACAAGGCAUAUUUUUGCAUACAUUUCAGAUGAACAGAUAGUUAAAAUUCUGGAUAAUUCUAUGUAUAGAUAUGAAUGCAGACUAAAAAUGGAGGAACUGCAACCAGGAUUUUCACACUCUGCUCUGUAUAAAUGUGAUAAAUGCCAGUUCAUCAUUGAACCCCAGUCUUUGUAUACGCACGCAGAAAAUUCCAAGUCCUCAUCGUGUGUGAAUUUAGGAAAAUAUCCUUGUGCCCACUGCGGUUUAUGUUUCAGUUCUUGGAAGCAUAAAGCGGCACAUGUAAAGGAGCAUGAAGAACAUGAUGCAAAUGCUUUAGAUCCGAAACCACUUAGAUUAAUAUUGUUCAACAAAACUGAACACGAAAUAUUUAACCAAACUAUGUUCGAUGCGUUUAAUAAAUAUAUUUUAUACCAGUGUCGAAAAUGUGAAAGAGUGGUUGAUAAAUUUCAACGUAGUGCUCACGAAUGUGACUAUAGCAAAUUAAAAAAGUGUAUGAAUUGUGGCUUACUUUUUCAUUCUCUAGAUUAUAAUUUACAUUUUAUAAGACACGAGGAACUUGAAAAAUUUAAUGUUGACUGCAUAUUUGUUGUUAUGUUUGGACAAGCGAAUGAUUUCGAUUGUAAAAAAAAAAAUCGGUCGACUUUUAACAAAGCCAAGCUAGAUUUGACUCUCUAUAAGUGUAAUAAAUGUGAUCUAUGUUUACAGUCCAGAAACAGUUUAUUACAACAUACUUGUGUUAUUGAUGAAUCUAGAUGUAAAUGUUCUAAAUGUGGUUUGUAUUUCUUAGAAAAUGAUAUUUUACGUCACUGCAAGCUACACGAUACUUACUAUGACGAAUUCAAUACGAAUAUUAUAACUUACGAUGUAUCGAGUAUCAUAAAUGCAAGGACAAAAUCAAACGCAAAAUCUAAAGAAAUAAUAACAGCAGAAAAAGACGACCCUCAGAGACAUGUUGAAAAUGAUUUUGCAGAUAAAAAUGAUUUUAAACUGAAAAAUAUUAUAAAAACUAAAGCUUCCAUCAAAAAUAUGAUUGAUGUAAAAGAAAGUAAAGGAAAUUGUAAAAUUUACAAAUGUGUUUGCGGUUUCCAUUUCUUAGAUAUUGUAAAUGCUCGGAAUCAUGUUAAAAUGUGCAAUGUAAGAAUGAAAAUUUCUAAGCAAAGUUGCUUUAAAUGCAAUUUAUUGUUCACUCCGGGAGAAUUAUUUAAUCAUUUACUUGUACAUCAUUCUGAUAAGAAUUUACAAUAUGAGUAUGAUAUUGUCACUGUGUACGACAGUUAAAUUAAUUGACAGAUAAAAAACAUUUACUCAUUUUGUUGUUCAUACUCUGGAACAUGUUAUCUAUUAUUAAUUUAGCUUCACUUUGUUAGCUAGGAUUCUAUAUUAAGAAUAGAAAUCUUUCCAGAUAAUAAUGUUUUUUAUACUAGGUAUUGUCGAAAACUGCCCUUUCAAUAUUUAUUUGGGUCUCUGUAAUAAUAUACAGGGUGUCCAGUAAAUAGCACGACAUACUGCAGGGGAUGAUAGCUGGGGUCACUACCUAUCAAUACAACACAAUCUUAAUGUUAAUGUUAAUGUUCAACGAAAUCUUACGGAUUUACAGUUUACAAGCAUCUCGUAAUGAACAAAUGCUUUUCUUUACAUCAAAUUAUUCGUGAAUAGUUACUUUACUCAUUAAUAAGUCUUGUUUCUAUCAAAGACAAGAAUGUUUUCAAGAAAUACUAUUUUUUGGUUAAAUUUGAACAGAACUAUUUUCUUAUCACUUAUGUUUAACCUACAGUGGUGAAAAAAAAUGUAUGUGGCAGUUUUGUAUAACAAACUUAAAAACUGGCUUGUUUAAUGGUGAUUUUGGAAAGAUACAAUACUAGUACAUUUUCAUUUAAAAAAAAUACAAAAAUAUGCUAUUUUAGAGAAUGAUUGAUUGACUGAUUUUGUUGAAAAUGUAAUGAACGUAAUUUUGACAAAAACCACUAUGAGAAUAAUUAGUAAUAGCUGCCCAUUUACGCUUGGCAAUCGUUCUGGACUUUUGUGUUUAGUAACAUGGCCAACAGCCGCGUUUUCCCUGGUUAGACGCAGCGAGAGUAUGCUGAGUCUGAGUGGAGCCUGCCUUCCAUGUUUACCAUAAAUCCUACAUGGAAGGCAGACUCCUGGUCAACGUGGCGAUCGACGGCCUAGAGUUGUUGGGACAAGGACAUAGUGCUUCAGGCCUAUACAUUUUUGUUCCACCACUGUAGGUUAAACUUAAGUGAUAAGGAAAUAGUUCUGUGCAAAUUUAACCAAAAAAUAGUAUUUCUUGAAAACAUUAUUGUCUUUGAUAGAAACAAGACUUAUUAAUGAGUAAAGUAACUAUUCACGAAUAAUUUGAUGUAAAGAAAAGCAACAGAAAAGGAUUUGUUCAUUACGAGAUGCUUGUAAACUGUAAAUCCGUAAGAUUUCGUUGAACAUAUAUUGUGUUGUAUUGAUAGGUAGUGACCCCAGCUAUCAUCCCCUGCAGUAUGUCGUGCUGUUUACUGGACACCCUGUAUAUGUUUAUAGUUAAUAUUAUAUUUUUUCGUCAGCAAUAUUCAUGUUUUUAUAAAAUAAAGGAAUACUUAUGCCGAAUAAGAAUGAAAUACAAACCAUAAUGCUUUUGUUAACAUUUAUUAGCGAUUACUUCUGUUAAGUUUAUAGUUUAUUUUAAAGGGAAUUGUGACAGGACAUGAAAAGAUCAAAAUAAAUUUCUAGUUCUAUUGUUUGAUCGUGAUUUUAAUUCGUUGUAUCUCAGUAGUUAUCAGUUAUUAGAAAAAGAGGACCAAUAUGUAUAUUUAAUAUUUUGGUUUAUCUACUUGACAGACAUUAAAAAUUAAUCGAUGUCUCCAUUCAAAGUAACUACCGAACCGACCAGGAUGCAAAAAACAUGUAAGCAAACGUACAUGUUUUGUGCAUUUUGAAAAUGAAAUGUAAUCUGUUAGUUUAUAGAUUUGUUUUAAAUGUUUAAUAGAUUAUUAGAUACUCAUGUUUACCUACUGGUUAUCUAAUUCAAAGAUUUAAUUUUAAGAAAUGUUAUUCUAAAAUUACCGUCCUUCUUACCUCAUUAUAUGCAUUAGGACGGUGCGAAAAAAAAACGAUUCAGAACUGAUCAUAGCUAUUUUAAUGAUUUAACUUAAAAAUCUAACAACAUUUUUGUCA